Molecule: messenger RNA, 495 nt
Organism: Anneissia japonica
Lineage: Eukaryota; Metazoa; Echinodermata; Crinoidea; Comatulida; Comatulidae
Product: craniofacial development protein 2-like
Exons: 1
Coding region: 1-495 (164 amino acids)
Source: RefSeq, a predicted model, not a curated record
AUGUGUAAGGAUGAGUGGCCAUUCAUUUCUCAAGAGUCUGGGAUCUCACAGAGUAUCAGUCCUUUAGAUGAAAUGAUUUCCAUGAGAAAAAACGAUACAGGUGACACUGAGACCCCUGCUGUGGAUCCUGUUAAUAGUGAGAAGGAAGAAGAUGUGACAACUGCCAGUAGGAGUAUGCAGAAUGACGACAGUAGCUUCAAUCCACAUGGAAGGGUAUUGCCUGAUGAUGCUACACUAAAACACAGGGGCUGUCCCUUGAAAAUAGGAAAAUGGAACAUUAGAAUAAUGUAUCAAGCUGAAAAGCUGGAUAAUUGUAUUGGAGAAAUGAAAUCCUAUGAGACUGACAUCAUGGGAGUUGCAGAAGUAAAGUGGUUGGAUCCAGGCCAGAUAAACAAGGAUGAACAUGUCAUGUUUUUUCUGGCGGAAAAAAGUCACAAAAAUGGAGUAGUAGUUAUCAUCAACAAAAGAUGUACAAGAGCGGUACAAGGAUAUUAG